CUCUCAUUGGACUGCACCUAAGAGCCAAACUGUCAGCCCAUGUGGCGUGGCCAUCGAGGAUGUCAGACAUUUAAAUGAAACAGACACAGGGACUCAGAAGGGCGAGAGUAAUUUUUAGGGCUUGGCCAAAGGGGGAAUCACGAAACUCUCCAUUCUGUACCGGGAGCCGACAAAAAUUAAGAGGAGUAUAGUCGACUCUAUCCCAAAGGAUCUGCGUGAAACAACGUUAAUCUGUACACACACCCAGAAUCAAAGAAAAUCUAGCCAGAAAUGGAGGAUAUCGUUAUAGCUGGAAUUUCAGGUCGCCUUCCUGAGUCUAACAAUUUGGAAGAAUUUUGGCAGAACCUUUUCAAUGGAGUGGACAUGGUCACAGAAGACGACAGACGGUGGAAACCAGGUCUGUAUGGCCUUCCCAGAAGAAAUGGAAAACUAAAAGAAAUCGACAGAUUUGAUGCAGCCUUCUUUGGUGUGCAUCCCAAACAGGCCCACACCAUGGACCCACAGCUGAGGCUUAUGCUAGAGAUAUCGUACGAGGCCAUCGUCGAUGGAGGCAUAAACCCGGUGUCCAUGCGUGGCAGCAAGACUGGCGUCUACAUUGGAGUGAGUGGCUCAGAGGCGGGAGAGGCCUUCAGUAAAGACCCAGAAGAGCUGCUGGGAUACAGCAUGACAGGAUGCCAGCGAGCCAUGUUUGCCAACCGCUUGUCUUACUUCUUUGAUUUCAAUGGUCCCAGCACGGCCAUUGACACCGCAUGCUCCUCUAGUCUGCUGUCUCUGGAAAAUGCUUUCAAUGCUAUUCGCCAUGGCCAAUGUGAUGCAGCACUUGUGGGUGGAGUUAACCUGCUGCUCAAGCCCAACACCUCAGUGCAAUUCAUGAAACUGGGCAUGCUCAGUCCUGAGGGAGCCUGCAAGUCAUUCGACGCCUCAGGAAAUGGCUAUUGCCGCUCAGAAGCUGCUGUCGCAGUACUCUUGACCAGGAAGUCUAUGGCUAAGAGAAUCUAUGCCACAGUGCUCAAUGCUGGCAAUAACACAGACGGCUACAAAGAACAAGGUGUGACAUUCCCAUCAGGUGAGAUGCAGCAGCGCCUGGUCCGUUCCCUUUAUGAGGAGGCCAACAUAUCACCUGAGCAAGUGGAGUACGUUGAGGCCCACGGCACUGGUACUAAGGUUGGGGAUCCUCAGGAAGUGAAUGGCAUUGUGAGUGUAUUCUGUCAGUCACAGAGGGAUCCUCUUCUGAUUGGCUCAACCAAAUCCAACAUGGGACACCCAGAGCCUGCUUCUGGAUUGGCAGCUCUUGCCAAGGUGGUUUUGUCUUUGGAACAUGGCAUAUGGGCUCCCAACAUCCAUUUCCAUGAUCCAAACCCUGACAUUCCUGCUCUAACGGAUGGCCGGGUGCGUGUAGUGUCGGAGCCCAUACCUGUCCGUGGGGGCAUUGUGGGCAUCAACUCAUUUGGGUUUGGAGGCUCAAAUGUCCAUGUGAUCCUGCGUCCACAUGGUUCAAAAUCACUGGCUCAAGCUGCACAACCUUCAAUCCCCAGACUCCUGCAGGCCUGUGGUCGCACUGAGGAUGCGGUUACUUCCCUUCUCAGCAAUGCCCAACAGCAUAAGGAAAACCCAAGCUACCUGUCUUUAAUGAAUGAUGUGUCUGGAGUUCCAACGACAAGCAUGCCGUACAGGGGCUAUGCACUAAUCGGAGCACAGGGAGAGCUUACAGAGGUUCAACAGAACCAGCCCACACCAAGAGCUCUCUGGUACAUUUGCUCAGGAAUGGGCACACAGUGGGCAGGAAUGGGCCGUAGUCUGAUGCAGCUGCCUGAAUUCCGGGAGUCAAUCCAGCGUUCGGACGUGGCUCUAAAGGAAACAGGGCUGUGUGUGUCUCGCUUGCUCAUGGACGCUGAUGAGAGCACUUUUGAAGAUACUGUCCAUGCAUUUGUUGGUCUUGCAGCAAUCCAGGUCGCCCAGAUUGACAUGUUGCAGAAGAUGGGUCUACAGCCUGAUGGGAUCGUGGGCCACUCUGUGGGAGAGCUGGCGUGUGGUUACGCCGACGGCUCCCUGAGCCACAGCGAGGCAGUUCUAGCCGCUUACUGGAGAGGACGCUGUAUUAAAGAGGCCAACCUGCCCCCGGGGGGCAUGGCUGCAGUGGGCCUAACGUGGGAAGAAUGCAAAGCUCAAUGUCCACAGGGUGUCGUUCCUGCAUGUCACAAUGCUGAGGACACUGUCACCAUCUCAGGCCCUCAGGACUCUGUCAGCAAGUUUGUUGCCCAGCUGAAAGAGAAUGGUGUGUUUGCCAAAGAAGUGCGCAGUGCCGGUGUGGCUUUUCACUCAUAUUAUAUGGCCUCUAUUGCUCCAGCCCUCCUGUCUGCACUGCAGAAGGUAAUAAAGAGCCCAAGACCUCGCUCGGCACGCUGGAUCAGCACGUCCAUCCCGCAGCCGGACUGGGAGAGCCCACUGGCACUCUAUUCUUCUGCAGAGUACCACGUCAAUAACUUGGUCAGCCCUGUGCUCUUCCAGGAGGGACUCAACCAUGUGCCAGAUAAUGCUGUGGUAGUAGAAAUUGCCCCACAUGCUUUGCUGCAGGCCAUCCUGAAGCGAAGCCUAAAACCAACCUGCUCCAUCCUCCCCCUAAUGAAAAGAGGACAUGUCAACAAUCUGGAGUUCUUCCUCUCUCAUGUGGGCAAGAUCUACAUGAAUGGGAUUAACGUGGACAGUAAUAAUUUAUAUCCAGCUGUGGAAUACCCUGUUCCGACAGGGACUCCCCUCAUCUCCCCUUACAUUCAGUGGGAUCACUCCCAGAUCUGGGAUGUGCCCAAGGUGGAGGACUUCCCUGCUGGCUCAGGGGGAUCCACCUCUGCCACCGUGUACAAUAUCGACAUGAACCCAGAGUCUCCUGAUUACUACAUGAUUGGUCAUUGUAUUGAUGGCCGGGUGCUGUACCCAGCCACAGGAUAUCUGGUUCUGGCCUGGAGGACUCUGAUGAGAUCACUAGGCACAGUCAUGGAACACACGCCUGUCACAUUUGAAGACGUCACCUUCCAUAGAGCCACCAUCCUACCCAAGACAGGGUCUGUCCAGCUGGAGGUGCGACUCAUGCCCGCCACUAACCGUUUUGAGGUGUCUGAGAAUGGAAAUCUGGCUGUCAGUGGUAAAGUGAGUCUCUUGGAAGACACUGGACUUGAUACUUUCCAUGCUGAGCUGAAUAAACCAAUGCCUUCAGACAAGGAAGAUCCAAAACUGCUUUUGAAAUCCGGGGACAUCUACAAAGAGCUGCGUCUACGUGGAUAUGACUACGGCAAGACCUUCCAGGGGAUACUGGAAUCUAACAACGCAGGUGACUGUGGAAAACUUCACUGGACAGGUAACUGGGUGACAUUUUUAGACACCAUGCUGCAGAUGAUUGUUGUGGGGCUGCCUGGUCGCAGCUUGAGACUGCCCACUCGCAUCCGCUCUGUGUGCGUGGACCCAAAACUUCAUGAGGAGAGGGUGAACGAGUAUGCAGAAGACCAGAAAGCUGUGGACGUUCAUGUUAAUCGUUGUCUGGACAACAUAACAGCGGGAGGAGUUCAGAUCUGUGGGCUUCAUGCUACCGUAGCACCCCGUCGCCAACAGCAGCAGACUCCACCCACUUUGGAGGAGUUUGCCUUUGUUCCCUAUGUGGACUCAGAUUGCCUCAGAACCAGUGAGAAACUUGGGGACCAGCUGAGACAUUGCAAAGGUCUAGUACAGCGUCUGCAGAGGAAGCUGGCCAAUCAGGGAGUGAAGAUCUCCAUCCCUGGGUUAGAAGAUGCGACCGAAGGCCAGCUGAUUGGAGCAGAGGCGGAAAAAGGUCUGUUGCGGCUGCUCUCUGUGUUGUGCGGACUGGAGCUGAACGGGAACCUGCGCUCUGAGCUGGAACAGACGGUGGAGAAGGAGAGAGACUGUCUGGUGCAGGACCCUCUGCUCAACGGCCUGCUGGACUCCCAGGCUUUACGCCACUGCUUGGACACGGCUCUCGAGAACAGCACUUCUGGAAAACUCAAAGUCCUGGAGGCUCUAGCUGCCAACGGCCGUGUGUUUUCUCGAGCUGUUGGUCUCCUCAAUAUCCAGCCGAUGUUGCGUCUCGACUACACCGCUUCAGAUGUCUCCGCUGACCAGCUUUCUGCUCACCAGAGCUCCCUGGAGGAGCAGGGCAUCUCAUCCGCUCAGUGGGACCCUCUUCAGGGCCCAGCAACAGGCGGUCUGGAUGGGGCUGACCUGGUUGUGUGUAACUGUGCAGUAGGACCAACAACCAAUCCUGCACUCCUGAUCGAGAACCUGACUUCAGCUGUGAGAGAUGACGGUUUUGUUUUGCUCCACACCCUACUCAGAGGAGACACUCUAGGGGAGACGGUAGCUUUCCUCACGUCUCAAAGCAACCAGGAAGGUUUCUUGACUCAGACUGAAUGGGAGGGGCUUUUCAAUAAGGCCUCUUUAAAUGUGGUCAUGCUAAGAAAAUCCUACUACGGCUCCGCUCUGUUCCUUUGUCGCCGUCGCCAACAGUCCUCUCAUAAACAGCCCAUCCUUAUUUUCGUGGACCCUACUGACUAUAAAUGGGUAGAGAAUCUAAAGAGCACUUUAGUUGAGUCAUCUGAUAUCCCAGUCUGGCUCAUUGCCACUAAGGGUCAUAAUGGAGUGGUGGGAAUGGUGAACUGCCUCAGACAGGAGCCCGGAGGCAACCGUAUACGGUGUGCAUUUGUUUCUAAUUUAAGUAAGGGCGCUGCAGUCCCCUCGCUUGUUCCUACUGAAAAGAGCAUGAAGGCAUUACUGAACAAGGAUCUGGUCAUGAACGUGUACCGGGAUGGGCUGUGGGGUGUAUUCAGACACCAGUUGUUAACACAAGAUCUUAGUGAGGAGUUGACAGAGCAGGCGUACGUGAACGUCCUGACCCGUGGUGACCUCUCAUCGCUGCGCUGGAUCGCUUCCCCGCUGCGUCAUUUCGUCCCUUCCAACCCCAACGUGCAGCUCUGCCGCGUUUACUACUCCUCCCUCAACUUCAGAGACAUCAUGCUGGCCACUGGCAAACUGCCUCCAGAUGCCAUCCCUGGAGACAUAGCGCUGCAGCAAUGCAUGCUGGGAAUGGAGUUUUCAGGGCGAGACCCCAGUGGGCGACGUGUAAUGGGUUUGCUGCCAGCUAAAGGCCUGGCCACCUGUGUGGAUGCAGACAAGCGUUUCCUUUGGGAUGUUCCAUCCAGCUGGACACUAGAGCAGGCUGCCUCCGUUCCAGUGGUGUAUGCCACCGCUUAUUAUUCCCUAGUGGUGCGAGGGCGUCUGAGGCCUGGAGAGAGUGUGUUGAUCCAUUCAGGCUCUGGAGGGGUGGGACAGGCCGCUAUUGCUAUUGCACUUAGUAUGCGCUGUCGAGUGUUUACAACUGUGGGUUCUGGAGAGAAGAAGCAGUACCUGCAGGAAAGAUUCCCUCAGCUUACAGCAGAAUCCUUUGCUAAUUCUAGAGACGCCUCUUUUGAACAGCAUGUAAUGCUCCACACUCAGGGCAAAGGAGUUGAUUUGGUACUAAACUCCCUUGCUGAAGAGAAGCUGCAGGCCAGCUUGCGUUGUUUGGCCAGACAUGGUCGUUUCCUGGAGAUUGGCAAAUAUGACCUUUCCAACAACACACCGCUAGGUAUGGCUCUAUUCCUAAAGAACGUGGCUUUCCACGGCAUUCUGCUGGACGCUUUGUUUGAGGAAGGCAACAGGGAAUGGGAGGAGGUAUCUGAGCUGUUGAAGAAGGGAAUCACCAGUGGGGUCGUUCAGCCAUUACGUACCACAGUCUUCGAGAGGAAUCAGGUGGAGGACGCCUUCCGCUACAUGGCUCAGGGCAAACACAUCGGCAAAGUCCUUCUGCAGGUACGUUCAGAGGAGACAAGCAGCACUGUUCCUGCAGUUUCUCCUAUUUCUAUCCCCGCUAUCUGCCGUACCUUCUGCCCUGCCUCUCUCUCGUACAUCAUCACUGGAGGCCUGGGUGGUUUCGGGUUGGAGCUGGCCCACUGGCUCAUUGAGAGAGGUGCUCGUAAACUGGUGCUGACGUCACGGUCUGGCAUCCGCAACGGUUAUCAGGCCAAACGUAUUCGAGAGUGGCAGGCCAUGGGCAUUCAGGUCCUCGUGUCUACUAGUGAUGUCAGCACAAUGGGAGGGACGGAGCAUCUCAUCACUGAGGCCUGCCGCUUGGGUCCAGUUGGUGGCAUCUUCCACCUUGCCAUGGUCCUUAAAGAUGGCAUGCUGGAGAAUCUGACCCCACAGCAGUUCAUUGAUGUCAAUAGACCCAAAUAUGGUGGAACCAUCAAUCUUGACAACGUGACUAGGCAGAAGUGCCCACAGCUUCAGCAGUUUGUGGUCUUCUCCUCGGUCAGUUGCGGCCGUGGAAACGCUGGCCAGAGCAACUACGGGUUCGCCAACUCCACCAUGGAGCGAGUGUGCGAGCAGCGCCACCACGACAACCUGCCCGGCCUGGCCAUACAGUGGGGCGCCAUUGGAGAUGUGGGUGUCGUCUUGGAGACUAUGGGCGGCAAUGAUGUAGUGGUUGGUGGCACGUUGCCCCAGCGCAUGUCUUCCUGUUUGGAGGUGCUGGAUAGGUUUCUGUGCCAGCAGAAGCCUGUAAUGUCCAGCUUUGUGUUGGCAGAGAAAGUGGUGGUCGCUAAAGGAGAAGGAAGCGGAAAGCGGGACCUGGUGGAGGCUGUGGCUCAUAUUCUGGGCGUGCGCGACGUGAACAGUUUGAAUGCUGACGCCUCAUUGGCUGAUCUGGGUCUCGAUUCGCUGAUGGGUGUUGAGGUUAGGCAGACACUAGAGAGGGACUACGACAUCGUCAUGGCAAUGAGGGAAAUCCGACAGCUAACCAUUAACAAGCUGCGGGAGCUUUCCAGCCAAUCAGGCGGGAAAGAGGAAUCCCGAGCUACUCCUGCAAAGCGCUCUGGUGCUCAAGCUCUGCUGGAGUCAGAUCUCAGCCGGAUGCUAGUGAACCCUGAUGGCCCUACAGUGGCCCCGCUGAACGAGGUUCAGAGUGCCGAGAGGCCUUUGUUCCUCAUCCACCCCAUUGAGGGAUCCAUUGCCGCCUUCCGCACUCUCACCGGAAAGCUUAGCGUGCCAUGCUAUGGCCUGCAGUGCACCAAAGCCGCACCUCUAGACAGUAUCCAGAGUCUUGCUGCUUACUACGUGGAGUGCUUGAGGCAGGUUCAGCCAGAGGGGCCGUAUCGCAUCGCUGGCUACUCGUUCGGUGCAUGUGUGGCUUUUGAGAUGUGCUCACAGCUGCAGGCAGCCAAAUGCCCUGUGGAAUACCUCUUCCUGUUUGAUGGCUCGCACUCUUACGUGGCAGCUUAUACACAGAGUUACAGAGCCAAACUGACCCCUGGCAAAGAGUCUGAGGCAGAGACUGAAGCUCUAUGUGCUUUUAUCCAACAGUUCACUGGCAUUGAGUAUAACAAGCUGUUGGAGACAUUGUUACCUCUGUCUGACCUGGAGGCUCGUGUGAACAAGGCUGUGGAUCUCAUCACAUCCAGCCAUAAGAAUGUCAGCCGAGAUAUGCUCCAUUUUGCUGCUUCUACUUUUUACCACAAACUGAAGGCUGCCGACCGCUACGUUCCAACUUCUAAGUAUCAUGGCAAUGUCACCCUGCUGAGAGCCAAGGCCAGCAGCGAGUACGGUGAUGGUUUAGGAUCUGACUACAAGCUGCAUGAGGUGUGUGACGGGAAGUUGUCCGUUCAUGUGAUCGAGGGAGACCACCGGUCCUUCCUGGAGGGAGAAGGUGUUGAGUCCAUCUCAGGCAUCAUCCACAGCUCACUGGCUGAGCCCAGAGUCAGCACUAGAGAGGGCUGAACCUUCCGGCAAACGUCUUUUACUUCUUUUUUCCACCCUUACUCUGUUACUUUCACCUGACAAACCAAAACACUGUCUCGGCAUAUUAAAGCAUGCAUGUCUGUGAUAUCUUCGUACCUCUCAGCCACACAGCAACCUUUUCCUUCUCAUCUUUCUCAUUCUCUUGAUAUCUUAGUUGCAUAUCACUACUUACUUCUCACUAAAAGUUUAUAUUCCACUCUGGGAACAAAAACACACACGUUGUUUGCUUGCUUUAUCGGUUAAGAAUCAAUCAGCUGCCUGUUCAUCGUCUUUAAAUCAUUAUACGUUACUGUGAAAUAUAAAAUGUCACUAAUUUCUAGCAUGUGAGUCUAGUUAAGUGCCAUCACUGACACUGUCUAACCUAUAUAAGUCUGCUAAAGGUUCUGUCAAACCUGCGUAUUCAUGUUCAUACAUCUUUUCAUAUCCAACCUAAUGAUGCAGACUGCAAGUCAAGGCUGUAUUCAAAUCCACAUAUUAGCCGUUAGGAAUUUAGUUACGCACAUAGCUGAGAUUGCGGUUUACCAAUUUUGAGUGGCUACUGAUGCUUCAGCAGUAAUAGUUGAUAGCUCACCUGUUUCGCUUAUGUUUACUGUAGUAGUGUUUUUCUUUUCUGAAUAAGAUUUGCUGGUUCUCUUGUUGUUGCUAAACUUCUAAAAGUAUGCUGCAAUAAUUGUAUAAUUGAUGUGUAUUUAAAAGGGAAAAUAUGUAUGAAAAGAACAUUCCUGGAUGAAAGUAACAAUCAAGAGAGCUGGUUAAUUGAUUUCUGGUUAUGUUUACGUUGAAGUUAGGGGUUAAUUAUUGAACAUUUGUUACUUUAAUUAAAACAUUUGUCUCACUAUUGCACUAGCGAAAAGCAAAAUGCAUUUAUGACACUGAUGUGAAAUUCUUGGCAAUCCAGAGGGAAUCAUCUUGGCUUGUACUUAAAAGUUGCUUCGCUGCUUAACUGUAGACCUGUAACUGGAGUAUUAAUCUUGUAUUGACGUUUCUAAUCCUCUUUUUGAGGAUAUUACCAACAUUCCUUAUUCCAGGUGUCUGGUGUCCGUUCUCCCAAAAUGCUCUGUAAUUAAUUGACUGCUUAGGUACUUCAGAUGUUAGUUGUAGCAAAUUCUCGUGGCCAGGUCCACAUUAAACACAAGUUCAGUUCAUAGCGCAAAUCACAAAAUUUAUCCUAAAUCUUGUCAGAAUGAAGCGUUGUUUGGUGUAGGAGUGAAUUUUGGGAUGUAUGAGUAUUUUCUUGGCAGUGACAUGUUUACUGAUUUUCUCUUUCUGUCACGGCAGAGGAAAGUCUUCUUUUAGAAAGCAAAUCACAUUUCUGAGACUAAUUGUUCAAGUCAGUGACGAACUGUGAUUUCUUUCAAUGUUAAGAGCAAAGCUGAAAGAGCUAGAGCGUUCCAUUUUUCUAUUAUUGAAAUAUUUUUUUCCUUUGGUGUAAUUUUUCCAGUAUUUAUUGUACUAGUCGAAAUAAAAAGCUAUUACUAACAUACA
This is a messenger RNA of Ctenopharyngodon idella (grass carp), 9321 nucleotides long. It is a transcript of the gene fasn, whose product is annotated as fatty acid synthase. Gene Ontology annotation, cellular component: cytoplasm. The coding region runs from base 271 to 7815 and encodes 2514 amino acids. Gene Ontology annotation, biological process: fatty acid biosynthetic process. The record is from RefSeq and is a predicted model, not a curated record. NCBI's taxonomy places the organism in Eukaryota, Metazoa, Chordata, Actinopteri, Cypriniformes, Xenocyprididae. Gene Ontology annotation, molecular function: 3-oxoacyl-[acyl-carrier-protein] synthase activity; phosphopantetheine binding; oxidoreductase activity. The transcript is spliced from 42 exons.